Ilex paraguariensis (yerba mate) is the source of this 1506-nucleotide messenger RNA. NCBI's taxonomy places the organism in Eukaryota, Viridiplantae, Streptophyta, Magnoliopsida, Aquifoliales, Aquifoliaceae. The record is from the annotation of a GenBank genome assembly.
AUGGCUGUGGGGGGUUUCGUGGUUGACGGGCAAAUUAGCGGCUUCAAUGGCAGGAUAACAGUGUCAGUGGUGAUCACCUGCAUCGUUGCUGCUUCCGGUGGGCUCAUAUUCGGUUAUGACAUCGGAAUCUCAGGGGGUGUCACAACAAUGAGACCAUUCCUCCAAAAAUUCUUCCCAUCAAUACUAAGAAAAGCCGCCGAGGCCAAAACGAACGUCUAUUGCGUCUAUGAUAGCCAAGCCUUGACAUCGUUCACGUCUUCACUGUACCUAGCAGGGUUGGCUGCAUCGCUUGUGGCUAGCCACCUCACGGCAGCAUUGGGCCGCAAAAACACCAUGGUGCUUGGUGGUUGCAGUUUCUUUGCCGGUGCUGCCAUCAAUGGUGGGGCAGAGAACAUCGCUAUGCUCAUCUUGGGCCGUAUCUUGCUCGGAUUUGGUGUCGGUUUUACGAACCAGGCUGCUCCUGUUUAUCUCUCGGAGAUGGCACCACCAAAAUGGCGCGGUGCAUUCAACACAGGCUUCCAAUUUUUCAUUGGCAUUGGGGUGGUCACAGCCAACUGCAUAAACUUUGGCACUGCCAAGCUCAGCUGGGGUUGGCGUCUCUCCCUCGGCCUAGCAGUGGCACCAGCUAUCAUUAUGACCCUUGGCAUGCUCCUUAUUCCAGACACUCCUAGUAGCCUAGUGGAGCGUGGCAAGCUGACCCAAGCUCGACAAGCUCUAACCAAAGUCCGGGGAACCAACACCGACGUGGAGCCCGAGCUAGUUGAUCUAAUUUCGUCCAGUGAAAUAGCCAAGACUAUAAAUCAAGAGCCAUUUGUGACCAUAUUUGGGAGGCAAUACAGGCCUCAUCUUGUGAUGGCCAUUGCUAUAUCUUUUUUUCAACAAGUCACCGGGAUUAAUAUCAUUGCCUUUUAUGCGCCAGUUCUUUUUCAAUCAGUGUGUUUUGGAAGCGAUUCAGCUCUUAUAGCUGCAAUUAUACUUGGGUUGGUUAACCUAGGCUCGAUCCUCGUGUCCACCGUAGUUGUUGAUCGUUUUGGAAGAAGAUUUUUGUUCAUCCAAGGUGGGAUUCAAAUGUUUGUCUGUCAGGUCGCGGUGGCUUGUGUACUAGCCACCACAACAGGUGGUUCUGGCACCAAACACAUCUCCAAGGGCUAUGCCGUGCUCGUGCUUGUGCUAAUGUGCAUCUAUGCUGCUGGUUUUGGUUGGUCAUGGGGACCUCUAAGUUGGCUUAUUCCGAGCGAAAUAUUUCCGAUGAAAAUCCGGACAACCGGACAAAGCAUAAGCGUUGCUGUUAACUUUGCCACCACCUUUGUGUUAUCUCAAACAUUCUUAGCCAUGCUAUGUCACUUCAAAUAUGGGGCAUUCCUGUUCUACGCCGGUUGGAUCGCUGUAAUGACCAUUUUUGUAGUACUUUUUGUGCCGGAGACCAAAGGAGUUCCCUUGAACUCAAUGUAUGCAGUAUGGGAGAAGCAUUGGUUUUGGGGCAGAUUUGUCAAGGCUCAGACUUAG